Messenger RNA from Spinacia oleracea (spinach), 986 nucleotides. Its product is annotated as protein CHLORORESPIRATORY REDUCTION 6, chloroplastic. The coding region runs from base 1 to 819 and encodes 272 amino acids. The transcript has 4 exons. Gene Ontology annotation, biological process: NAD(P)H dehydrogenase complex assembly. NCBI's taxonomy places the organism in Eukaryota, Viridiplantae, Streptophyta, Magnoliopsida, Caryophyllales, Amaranthaceae. The record is from RefSeq and is a predicted model, not a curated record. Gene Ontology annotation, cellular component: chloroplast.
AUGGUUGCCUUCACAACAACACCCGCAAUUCCAGUUCCAGUUCCAGUUCAUCCAUCUUCCAUUUCUCAACGAAAUACUCCUUUAAACUCUAAUUCUUGCUGGAAAUCAGUAUGGUUUCCUCCUUCUUCUUGUUCUUGUUCUUGUCUCUCCAUUUUAUUAGCCAACAAUACGAGAAGAAGCACACUUCACCAAUUUAUUAUACCCAAAGUAUCUUUCAACCCACAAGGCAACUAUGACCUCUCCCUCCUCAGUGAUGAUGAUCUUCAAGCUAAAGCUCCAGAGCCAAUGCCCCCAAAACAAGGAAGAUAUGAGGUCAUCAUAGAUACUGAUGCCAUUCGACGUCUAGACUUAUCUCCCUUCCAAUCUGCCACUGCCAUUUCCUCAUCUUCCUCUGUUAAUCCGGAGGAGUAUCUGGAACGUACAAUAGGGUUCACGAUAAAGUACAAAAGGGAGGAUCCAUAUGAUCAAAGAGAAGUAUCAGAAUUCCCAGAAAUAAGACUUUGGUAUGUGAGACUUGAUGCCACUUAUCCUUGGCUUCCCCUUUUGUUGGAUUGGCGUGCUGGUGAACUUGCUCGUUAUACUGCCAUGCUUGUUCCACACCAGAUGAGUAUGAGAAUGGGAGUGGUGUUCAACCCAGAGGCGUUGGAAUUGUUCAUCAUGAAUAAGGUGUUCACAAUAUACCCUUGGUUAAAGCAACAAGGUUUUCCCACUUCAAAGGCUAGAUUGAAGACUAAUGACAUGGCUAGAAUGCUUGGUUUUGGAAUUGGGGACGAGUUGUUUGACUUGAUCGAUCAACAUCCCGUUUCUUCGCCUACUUAAAAUGUGUUGAGGGUAGUGGUUAUUCAUGAGCCACAUUACACAUAGUAAUGCUCCUUGUUAGGACAAUCUAUACUAUUAUUAAAACUCCAAAGCAAACAUUGUCAUCUCGCCACAUGUCGCUUCCUAUAUAAUGAUCACAUGACGCAUAGUCAUCUUUGACAUGGCAA